Phragmites australis (common reed) is the source of this 587-nucleotide messenger RNA. RefSeq names its product small polypeptide DEVIL 19-like. The record is from RefSeq and is a predicted model, not a curated record. The coding region runs from base 90 to 317 and encodes 75 amino acids. Gene Ontology annotation, biological process: negative regulation of cell population proliferation. NCBI's taxonomy places the organism in Eukaryota, Viridiplantae, Streptophyta, Magnoliopsida, Poales, Poaceae. The transcript has a single exon.
CAUUGCAAGCUUGCAACUACUUCAGAGAGAGCUGCCGUUGUUCGCCACUGUGUUUCUCGUUCCCAGAGAGGGGAAGAGAAAAUAGAGAGAUGGAGAUGUACAUGGAUGACAAGAGCAAGCUGCUGUUCAAGAAGUGCAGCCGGAGGUCAGCGGCGGCGGCCGGCGAGGGGAGCCCGGCAGGCCUCAAGGGCCGGGUGUCGUCGAGGGGCCAGGCCCGGUCGGUGCCUGGCCGGCUGGCGAGCCUGGUGAAGGAGCAGAGGGCCAGGUUCUACAUCAUGCGCCGGUGCGUCACCAUGCUGGUGUGCUGGAGGGACUAGUUCGUUAACCCUCUAGAGCCAUGGACCCAUCAGGUGCCUGUGAUUGGGCCCCAAAUUGGGUAUAGUGAUUGUUCUUCUUGGGAGAGAAAGAUCGGAGAUGCGCCUGUUCUGCGGUCAUCCUGUUGUUGAUAGUGUUCAUAUUGUGUCAGAAAAUUAGCUCCAUCUGCUGCUAACGCACAACAUUGUUGUAUAGCGAUAAUAUACUUCUGAUUUUCAGUCCAAAUUAGGGUUCUUGUUGCAAUGUUUUUAUACUGGUAUUAUAAGUCUGAA